Aethalodelphis obliquidens (Pacific white-sided dolphin) is the source of this 1785-nucleotide messenger RNA. RefSeq names its product UNC homeobox (gene UNCX). Lineage: Eukaryota; Metazoa; Chordata; Mammalia; Artiodactyla; Delphinidae. The record is from RefSeq and is a predicted model, not a curated record. The transcript has 3 exons. Bases 172 to 1785 code for a protein of 537 amino acids. Gene Ontology annotation, biological process: regulation of DNA-templated transcription. Gene Ontology annotation, molecular function: sequence-specific double-stranded DNA binding; DNA-binding transcription factor activity, RNA polymerase II-specific.
AUCGGGAGCUUGAUGUUGAUAAAGUAAAGCGCCGGAGUGCGGGCGAAGCAUGUGUAGGGCUCCGGGUCCCUGUCUCCGCCGCCGCCGUCCGCGCCUCCCGCCGCUGGCCCGCCCCGGCCCCGGCCCGCGCCCCCGCGCCCCGCCGCCGGCCCCGCCGGCCCCCCGCGCGAGAUGAUGGACGGCCGCCUCCUGGAGCACCCGCAUGCCCAGUUCGGGGGCUCACUGGGCGGCGUGGUGGGCUUCCCCUACCCGCUGGGCCACCACCACGUGUACGAGCUGGCCGGCCACCAGCUGCAGUCGGCCGCCGCCGCCGCCGCCGCCGCCGCCUCGGUACCCUUCUCCAUCGACGGUCUGCUCAGCGGCUCGUGCGCCGCCGCCGCCUCGGUGGUCAACCCCACGCCGCUGCUGCCGGCCGCCUGCGGGGUCGGCGGCGAUAGCCAGCCCUUCAAGCUGUCAGACUCGGGGGACCCGGACAAGGAGAGCCCGGGCUGCAAGCGGCGGCGCACCCGCACCAACUUCACGGGCUGGCAGCUGGAGGAACUGGAGAAGGCGUUCAACGAGAGCCACUAUCCCGACGUGUUCAUGCGCGAGGCGCUGGCGCUGCGCCUGGAUCUGGUUGAGUCCCGAGUUCAGGUCUGGUUCCAAAACCGCCGGGCCAAGUGGAGGAAGAAGGAGAACACGAAGAAGGGCCCUGGGCGGCCGGCGCACAACUCCCAUCCUACCACGUGCAGUGGCGAGCCGAUGGACCCGGAGGAGAUCGCACGCAAGGAACUGGAGAAGAUGGAGAAGAAGAAGCGCAAGCACGAGAAGAAGCUGCUCAAGAGCCAGAGCCGCCACUUGCACUCGCCCGGCGGCCUGUCCCUGCACAGCGCGCCCAGCUCCGACAGCGACAGCGGCGGCGGCGGCCUGUCCCCGGAGCCGCCCGAGCCGCCGCCGCCCGCCGCCGCGGCCAAGGGCCCCGGCGCGCACACCGCCGGCGCCGCCGGUGCUGCGCCCGCACCGCCCGGCGAGCCGCCCGCUCCCGGCACCUGCGAUCCCGCCUUUUACCCGAGCCAAAGAAGCGGCGCCGGCCCGCAGCCGCGGCUAGGCCGCCCCGCGGACAAGGACGCGACCCCGUGUGCGCCCGGGUCGGCGGCGGCGGCGGCGGCCGAGCGCGGCGCCGCGGGCCCGCCCAAGGCCAGCCCGUUCAGCGUGGAGAGCCUGCUGUCCGACUCGCCGCCGCGCCGGAAAGCACCCCCCGCCAACGCCGCCGCCGCUGCGGGGCUGGACUUCGCGCCCGGCCUGCCGUGCGCGCCGCGGACCCUCAUCGGCAAGGGCCACUUCCUGCUCUACCCCAUCACGCAGCCGCUCGGCUUCUUGGUGCCGCAGGCCGCGCUCAAGGGCGGCGCGGGUCCCGAGCCCGCGCCCAAGGACGCGCCGCCCGCGCCCGCCGCGCCGCCCGCGCCGCCCGCCCAGGCCAGCUUCGGGGCCUUCCCGGGGCCCGGCGGCGCUCCGGACUCGGCCUUCGCGCGCCGCAGCCCUGACGCCGUCGCCUCCUCGGGGGCCCCGACCCUAGCGCCUUUUCAGGACGCGGCGGCGGCCGCGGCCGAGGGCGGCGGCAGGGACUGCGCAGACGCGGGGGCCGCCUGCCCAGCGGCGCCGCCGCCGCCACCGCUCGCGCUGUCGCCCGGGCCCGGCCCGCGGGCUCCCAGCCCCGCUGCGGAGCCGGCCGUUGGCGGGACCCCCGAAUCGGGCGCCGUAGCCGGACCCAGCGCGCCGGAUGGCGAGGAAGUGGACAUGGACUGA